Molecule: messenger RNA, 1561 nt
Organism: Drosophila guanche
Lineage: Eukaryota; Metazoa; Arthropoda; Insecta; Diptera; Drosophilidae
Gene: BEAF-32
Exons: 2
Coding region: 115-945 (276 amino acids)
Molecular function (GO): DNA binding
Source: RefSeq, a predicted model, not a curated record
ACGGGUGCAACACAUUGGACAACACUGACGCCAGCAACGCUAAUAUAAUCGGCAUUUUCAUUUGUAGAGAAAAUUUUACUUUUUCACGAAUUAAUUCAUAACUAGAAAGUAAAGAUGCCAAAAGGACGUGUUAGCAAUGUGUGGCAGCACUACGACAUCAACGAGGAUUGCGAAAACUUUGCGAUAUGCCGCUAUUGCGGUAAUAAUAUAUCGCGUGGUGGCAUGGCCAGCAAUUUGAAGGGGAACAAUACCACCAAUUUGUGGACGCAUCUGCGUCACAAGCACAGCGACGAGGUGAUCGUAAAUCCGGUGCAGAGCCGCCAAGGGCGAAUUAUUCCCAUUAUUAAAAAAGAGAAAACCGUGCGAAUAACCAAGGCCAAGCAGCUGCGAGAGCCAUUGCAUGUAGCCAAGCCGAAGAUUGAAAGACAGUCCACGUCGUAUGUAGGCGAGGCUGGAGCACUCCCGCAGAAGUGGGAGGAGUAUGAGCAAAACGAUGAGAUCAGCGAGGACAUCAAGGACAUUAUCUACAGCGAAGAUCCGCUUUGCUACAGCCCCAUACAUGUCAUGGAGGAGGAGGUUGCCCUCGAGUCUGGCGCAAAGGUCACCGUGCUGAACCCCAGCGUCCAGACCCGCUCCACCAUCAGCGCCGCACCAGUCGUGGCCACUGUUGUGGCCUCAAACACUAACACGGUCAACGCGGCCAAACAGCUGAAGAACAACCUGGAGACAUCCAUCGACCGCCUGACCACGGUCAGCGAGCAGUUGAGCUACAUAAUUCAGCAGAACCACGAGGAGCAUAGCAAGGAUGACGACUACUACUUCGCCCUGAGCCUAGUGCCCAGCAUGCGCCAGAUGUCGCUCAGCCGCAAGCUAUAUGUGCGCACCAAGAUCCAGGAAGUUAUCUUCAAGGCAAGCGAGGAAUCCGGCUCCGCCAAGGAUGAAUGAAUAGAUGAAGUGCGGCUACGAGGAAAAGGAAAGAAAGCUAGCAAGCCACAUAACACAAAGUUGAAUGUGUUUGAAUGGUUACUUGCUCGUUCGGCUUUUGGGUAGCUGAUUUUAAUCGUUUAGGCUAACUUUAUGACUUUAUGUAUUCUGUAUAUCCACUUUCUUGAGAUUGAGAUCUUUUUCUUGAGAUCAAGAGUGAUUCUAUUUUUUCAACUACUGUGUAAAAAUUCGAUUCACAAUUAGAAUAAAUAACCAAAUAAAGAUCCGACAGAGAAAACAAUAAGUGAGGGAGAUAGAGAGAGGGAACAGCAGCAAUUAUCGCUUAAACUUCAUUUUAUGGAUGUUGUUUAUUUUAAAUAAAUUUUAUUUAAAUAACUUGUUAAGAUUUACAAAACAGAGAGCGUUGCUAGAUUAGAAUUAUAAUUAUUAUUUGUAUUUUAUAUUAUAAUUUACAAAUCGAUUUGCGGCCAAGUUCUGUCUAUGCCUGUAAUUCCUAUAAAUAUGUAUGUGCAUAUCCCUAUCGGUAUGGAUGCGAUUCCUCUCGCUCGCGUAGAUCUAGACGUACAAGCGUACAAUUACAUUUUAUAAUACAAUACAAAUACAGAUUGCAAUAAAA